UGGCUUCUGCUACUUGUUAAGAAAAAAACAUCUGUCUUUGCAGAUGGCCGGGUGCGUGUCCAGGGUGGAGUUGUCGGUGUCCUGCCGGAGCCUCCUCGACAGGGACCUGGGCUCCAGGUCGGAUCCCCUCUGCGUCUUGCUCCAGGAGGUGGGCGGCGGCCGGUGGGCUGAGCUAGAUCGCACAGAGAGGAUCAAGAACUCCCAAAACCCUGAAUUCUGCAAGAAACUGGUUGUGGACUACUACUUUGAGAAAGUGCAGAAGCUGAAAUUCGCCGUGUAUGAUAUUGAUAACAAGUCCUUUGAUUUAAAUGACGAUGACUAUCUUGGAGGGAUCGAGUGUACGCUGGGGCAGAUUGUGUCCAGCUCAGUGUUCACCCAACCACUGGAAUUGAAGCAGGGAAAGCCAGCAGGAAGGGGUACCAUUACAAUUUCAGCAGAGGAGAUUAAAGAUACCAGGGUUGUGUACUUGGAAAUUGAAGCCCAAAACUUGGAUAAAAAGGAUUUCUUAGGUAAAUCAGAUCCAUUUUUGGAGUUUUACAAGCAGAAUGAUGCUGGAAUGUGGCAGCUGGUGUACAGAUCAGAGGUGAUUAAGAACAACUUAAAUCCAUGCUGGAGGAAGUUCAGUGUUCCUUUGCAGACGUUCUGUGGUGGAGAUUUUAAUAAACCUAUUAAGGUACAGUGUGCAGAUCACAACAGUGAUGGGUCACAUGACUUGAUAGGCUCUUUUGAAACUAAGCUGACUCAGCUGCAGAAAGCAGGUGGCAGCUCUCUGGUGGAAUUUGAAUGCAUUCAUCCUGAGAAAAAAAAACAAAAGAAAAAGAGCUACAAAAACUCUGGCAUUAUUAGGAUAAAAUCCUGCAAGCUUGAGGCAGAAUAUUCAUUCCUGGACUACGUUAUGGGAGGCUGCCAGAUUAACUUUACAGUGGGUGUAGACUUCACUGGCUCCAACAGAGAUCCCAAGUCACCAGAUUCUCUUCACUACAUCAGCCCGGACGGGAUAAAUGAGUACCUAUACCUAAUUGCCAUCUGGAGUGUGGGAAGUGUAGUCCAGGAUUAUGACACGGACAAGCUGUUUCCUGUGUUUGGAUUUAGAGCUCAGGUUCCUCCUAGCUGGCAGGUAUCUCAUGAGUUUGCUUUGAAUUUCAACCCCAGCAACCCUUAUUGUCAAGGCAUCCAAGGAAUAGUGGAUGCCUACCGCCAGAUCCUGCCUCAGAUCCGACUCUGUGGGCCAACCAAUUUCUUUCCUAUUAUAAACCACGUGGCAAGGUUUGCAGCACACUCUGCACAACAAGGAACUGCUUCACAAUAUUUUAUCUUGCUGAUCAUCACAGACGGAGAGAUCACUGAUCUGGACCAAACUAGGCAAGCGAUUGUUAAUGCAUCUAAGCUGCCAAUGUCCAUCGUUAUUGUUGGAGUUGGUGAAGCUGAUUUCAAAGAUGAUAGAGAUGAUGGUGUCCUGAAGUCCCUGACAGGAGAGCCAGCUGCACGAGACAUUGUCCAGUUUGUGCCUUUUCGACAGUUCAAAAAUGCUCCCCAGGAAGUGCUUUUGCACAUGGUUCUGGCUGAAGUGCCUAAGCAGCUGGUGUCGUACUACAAAUGGCAGGGAUGGCCACCUGUGAAACCACCAGAAAUAAAGACCAUACAGAUUGCAGCCUGACCCUGGCCACCUGUAUCACUGGGGUGAAGAGAGCUGUCUCCACCCACACUCUACCUUGCACACUGUGGGUGCUCAGUGCCUCGAGUUCCUGCUCAAAAGGAGGAGUGUCUCAAAGGAAUCCUCUGUCUCUCUGUAUUGGCUAUGAGGAGUGGAGUCAGUGUCUGUUCUGCAGCUAGCCGAUGUGUCUCCAGGUGCUGGACUCAUUGAUGGGUAGGAGGGACCUUCCCUGUUUUGGGGAGAAAGAGACCAAGACGUGGUAGAGGCAGAUCUGAGGAAGUUCCCCCUGUGGGAGCAGAGGAGAAUUUGGAGGAGAAGCUCUUUACCUGCAGGGCUCCUGGUUUUAGAAGCAGUGAAGAUGGCUGCUGGCAGCUUUGGUGAGAGGCUGAGAGGAGAAUGUGCUGUUCUUGCGCAGUGCCAGUGCAUGCUCUAUGUCGUCCUCGAUCACACUCUCACUUUAUCUCCACAGUAAGCAUGGGGAACACCCUAGAAGUCUCUUUGUCCUGGCCUUAACCGAUAUUGAGCAAGCACCCUUGUACUUGUGGUCCCCAAAGAAACUGUUUCACCAAAACUGAGGCAUCAUCUUCAGGUGAAUGCAAGUGAUGGGACCACUCCAGGUGUUUGAGGAAGCCACACAAACUCCACUGGGAGAUGAUGGCUUUUGAUCAGCUUUGAGCAAAUACUGGAUCCACCCAUCAGCAGCACACUUUGGUAGUCUGAAUGUCUCGUUCAACAGCCUAAAUUGCAUCCCUUGCCCACCUCCAGCCAUGACUGGGUCAGUGCACUGAGCUUUCUGCGCUGCCCUAAACUGAUGGGCUCACUCAUUUGGGUUCACAGAAGUGGUGCCGAAAGCUGCUGGCCUGAUAUGUUUUUGUUGCUGCACUGUGAAGUUGCAUCCUCCCUACCAUGGCUUGUUUGCACUGCCACCGGUGCUGCUUCACUAGUGCUCCAGGAAGCUCUUGUAUAAAAGGCAAAUAAAGGGAAUAACCGCAAGGUUUGUUUCAAAGCAGCCUGGCAUUGCACAGGCAUGAUUCACUUCUUGGUGUUUGCGGAGCUGGAUUAGCCACCCUGGCUUGCUUCAAGGCAUCUUGUACAGUGUGUGUGGAUGCAGGUGUUUGGUGCUGGGUGGGAGACCCAGACCCCCAGGAGGAAGAAAUGCUUUCCAAAUUCUGCUGAGCUCUUGAUUGUACGAUUGCUUUAAUCUGGCCUGAAUCUGUGCUUGGGAAGGGCUCCAGCAUCUCUCAUUUACCAGUUCUCCUGCAGGUGAGCUGAGCUUGAUGAGGCCAAGCUGGUUAGCACAGCUGUGAGCACAGCUGGCUCCUGGCAUGAUGUGCCCCAGGUCUCCCUCCUGCAACCUCCCUGCUGUGAGGGGCCAGGGCCAGUGCCCUGCAGAGCAGUUGGAGCUCCUAUCCCACUGUCCAUGGAUUUCAAUGCUCAUCUCUGUCCUGCAGAGACCUGGCACCUGGGCUGCAGCCUCUGUCCCCAGAAAGUGCUCUGCCAUCCCACUUGCACCAGCACACCUCCUCUGGUCCCUUGUGUUGGCAUGCUCCUAUGCAGGGUAGGU
Haliaeetus leucocephalus (bald eagle) is the source of this 3218-nucleotide messenger RNA. It is a transcript of the gene CPNE1, whose product is annotated as copine I. Gene Ontology annotation, cellular component: plasma membrane. Gene Ontology annotation, molecular function: calcium-dependent phospholipid binding. Lineage: Eukaryota; Metazoa; Chordata; Aves; Accipitriformes; Accipitridae. Gene Ontology annotation, biological process: cellular response to calcium ion; positive regulation of tumor necrosis factor-mediated signaling pathway; regulation of canonical NF-kappaB signal transduction. The record is from RefSeq and is a predicted model, not a curated record.